GAGAGAGAGCCAGUGCCGCGCGCUUGGCGGUGGGAGCGUGACGCAGUGCCAGCGGUGGAGCCAGGGUUGCAGGACUCAGGAAACAAGAGAUAGAGAUAAGAUACUAAAAGACAGAAACGGGGCGCGGAGGAUGCGAAGAAUUUAAGAGUGAAAGGACGCGCCCCAUAAGGAUCCGUCCGCGAUGAUAGGCGUGUCGUAAGGAUCUCUGCUUGCCCCGCCCCUCCCCUUCGCCGUCCGGAGGAUCCCCUGGCGGCGUAGGAGCCCCGGGCGAAGGGCGAGAUGGGCGAGAGGGGCCUGCCGACGGUCAGGUGGUGGGGCGUCUCGCCGGACACCGUGUGGGUUGUGAUGCGAGGCGAGAGCGGCGAAGCCAUCGUGGGCGCGGGCGUGGGGGAUGAGGGCAUGCUAUCACGACAGAGCUCCGGGGGCGUCAAGUCCCCCGCCAGCCCCCCCUUGAGCGCCGCGGCCUCUCAGGUGUCGCUGGCGCCCAGCGACCUCACCACCAGCGACCCAGACAUCGCCGGCUCCUCGGCCUACUCGUCGGCGCCCUCCUCCAGGCCGCCCUCGUCCUCACAGGUGUCCCUGGCGACAAGUGACCUGCACUCCAGUGACCUCGACCUCACGGCCACCUCCUCUCCCACGUCCUCCCGCCCGCCCUCGUCUUCGGGCAUUGCCACGCCCGACCUCACGCUCCCCGCGCCCGAGGACUACACAGCAGAGACAGUGGAGUUCCCGACGAGUCCCUUGGCCAUGAAGACGGUGGGCCUUAAAUCCAACGGCGUGUGCCUCAUGGACUCCGAGGAUUCAGGGACAGGCACACGCAGCAUGUCCAACUUCCUCAGUCCAGACUACAAACCAGAUGAGCUAGAAUCUUGUGAGAAUUCUCCCAGACAGGGAGAUGGCUUUGAAGUCAGUAGUGAUCUAGAGGAGGAUUAUUUCGAAGAAUUCCAUCUGCCAAACUCACACGAAAACGCCUUCGUGCGGCACAAGAGCUUCCGCCGCAAGGUCAACCUGACCCCCAUCAACGCCCCCGACGCCGAGAAGAUCGAGGGCCUCGUGCGGGCGGGGGAGUUCCAGAGGCACGGCAGCAUGCGGCGAAAGAUCGUGCCCGCCGAGACCACCAUCCAGGAACACGUCGACAAUGAAAAGUCCGCGUUGGAUAGCAACGAGAACAUCAAGGAGGCUGGGGCGAACGUCACGCUCAAUUCCGAGGUGGGAACAUUUGCCAAAGACCUCCAGGAAAUCGAAAAUAUGUUGAAUGACUGCGAAGUGGGGGAAGACAUCUCGGACAUCGUGCUCGAUUCAACUGCGGGCAAUGAUUUAAGGAAGGAAUUAGAAGAAAGUGACAGAUCGACGCUCAACCAGGGCAAAAUCCAACACACAAACACGUCCACCCCCAAAACUAACAGCACAAGGAGCACCUCCACCUACGCCGCUACAGACCUGAGUUUGAGUCUGACGGAGGAGAGUCGCGAGGACGAGAGCCUCAGCAUCGAGCAGAGCACGCUCAUGAAGGUGCGAGAGUGCCUUGACUUCACAAAGUACAGAGACUUGUACAACCUGAGUGGCAGAUUGCAGGACAUUCUGACACCAAAAGAAGUGGAGGAAAUACUGAAUAAUUCCGAGCGGUAUAGUGAAUACGUAGAUAAGGAAGUAAUUGAAGCGUUACAUAACUCCCUGCAAGAACAGAUUAGUUCACAUAAUACCAGAAAUACAGUGGACAGUGGAAUUUCCUCACCAAAGAAAACCGUCAUAACGACGGAAGGCCUCGAUCUGGGCAACACCGUCAAAAAGGAUAUCAGGGCAGUUUUCGAUGACAGCAGUCCAGUAGUUCAUGAAAAUGACAGCAAUAGUUCAAAGCGGUCCUCAGAUAUCUUCAUUGACGACAUUGACUUUGAUGACAGUGAUGACACUGCCUUUAGAUUUGAGAGGCGCAGAUCCCUCAGGCUGAGCAAGGAGGGCCACGAAGAGCUGGAGGUCGAAGGGGUCUUUGUCGAGAGCAAGUCGCAGGACCUCGGCAUGAAGAAGAUCCCGGCGCCCGUCCUCGACCUGAGCGGUGCGACGAGCGAAGACCUCAACGACGUGCCAGACCUGUCCAACUCCGAAAUCCCGCACACUCCCCAGGUGCCCGCUGUGCCAGGGGAGAACGAGACCCGCGUGCCAAACGGCGUCGCUCAGAACAAGCCGCUGGAGGUGCCGGACAUUGUUAUUACAGGCACUUGCGAUCAGACCGAGACCCAAGACGAGUCCUCUGAAAAUCUUUUGGUCGAAGGUAGCGACUUGUCCGAUGUUACCUCAUCGUCCCUCAUCAAUACCCCGAGCACCACGUUUGAAUACAUGACGCCCAGCGAAGAGAGACCGAAGGACCUUGACUUCGGGAACAUCAGCCAACGCAAGCGCAUUUCCGUGGCCGAAGACAUCUUGCGGUCGCCGGUGGAGGACGACAACAUCUCGGUUGCUUCGGCAUUUAGUCAGCGCAGCGACGGUGAAGACGAAGAUGAGGAUGGCUUCGGUGAUGAGGAUUUGGAUAUCUACCAGACGCCGAAGGGAAACCUCGGGGCCCCCAGCGAGAGCACCCAGCACCUGGAGCCCAUCCCCACCCCGCCUCCACAGCUGCUCAUUCCAGAGUUCUCCGCCUCCGAGGAAUCUGCCGAGGAGAGGCACUGGAGGAGCGUCGUCAUCGGCGGCGUCUGGCGCAGAAUAGACAUGAAGGUCAUCGCGCCCUAUCGCAAGUGCGUGAGUCACGGAGGCUACCUGGGUGGAGAUCAGAAUGCAGUGAUCGUCAUCAGCGCCUGCCAGUUGCCAGACCGCUCACGAAGAGACUACAACUACGUUAUGGAUAACUUGUUCCUUUACGUUUUGUCAACUCUGGAGCAGCUGAUUGCUGAUGAUUACGUGUUGGUUUACCUUGCUGGAGGAACCCCCAAGUCCCACAUGCCCAAUUUCCACUGGUUAAAGCGAGCCUAUCAGAUGAUCGACCGCAAACUGCGAAAGAACUUAAAGGCCCUCCAUGUGGUGCACCCCACCUUCUGGGUUCGCACAGUUGUCGCCUUCUCCAGACCUUUCAUAAGCACGAAGUUUUACCGGAAGCUUACCUUUGUCAAUAACCUUACGGAGUUAGCACAGGUUGUUCCCCUUGAUCAGCUAGAAAUUCCAGAUGCUGUUAAACACUUCUUGAUUCAAGAAGCAGGCAAAGGCAAGCCACUUCACCAUAUGAGUUUUUGGCUCAGUCCAGCCAUUCUUGGGGUUAAAUCAAUACUAGCGGACUUUGAGCUAAUGAUUCGAGAGAAGAAGAAGAAUCUCAACAAGAGCAGAACACCCUCUCUAGUAGCCAGAUGAGGCACUUGUUCUCCACUUCUCUGAAUGUUUUUGCCUGUUGUUUGUCAGUUCAGAAGUUCAGACAGUCAUUUCUUGGGAGGUCAUUGGGAGUGUGUGCAUCUGGAUAUGUAUUGCUUUUUCCCUUGUUCUUUUUUUUCUAAAAUAAUUGUUUUAGUAAUGAGAAUAACAUCAUCUUCCUGUCAAGCUUCUUUUGUGUGAAUGAUGAAAAGGCAAACUUUUUGCAUUAUAUUGAUUGUUAUUUUGUGAGAAUGUUAUGUAACAUGUAUGCCUGUCUGUUUUUUUUUAUGUCUUCAGGUUGUAGCUGUCUGUAUAUGCAUUUCAAAUAUGAAUCAUUUAAAUAGGUUUAUGAUGUGGAAGACAGUGUGGUUACAAUCAUAUAGCUGCCUGUUUCUGAAACCCUGUGCUGAAGCAGUGCAUUUAAAAGUUACAAGGAAAAGUCAUUUUUAUUAAGUUAUAAAACUGUUUCAGAUAUCAGUUCUCAAUAGGUAGUGAAAUAUGUCUUUGCUUCAUGUAUUACAAAAAUAGUUUUGGAUUUUGAAAUGUCAGGAGCUGUAGAGAAGAUUGUACUGUGUAAAUAUGUAAGGUAGAAGGUAUUUGCCAAAUUUGGAGGAACUGGCUCUUAGCAAUUAACCUUUUUCUUCAUUCAUGAUACAAAGUCUGAUUACUUAGGGCCCCUAUGCAUAUUCUGUAUAUAUAACCUUACAUGCCAUAUGACUUAUAUUUCUAACCAUCUGGAGAAACUUAAAUGAAGCUUCCAGUCUUCAGAUGGAAUGUCACCAAAAUGUUUAGUUUCUCCUACUCCUGUAAAUAUAACAUUAAUGUGAUAUCCUAUGUGAUACUGGUAACUGUAUAGUGAUGAUCUUGACAGUUAACAGUGACUGGGAAAAAAGGA
Penaeus monodon (black tiger shrimp) is the source of this 4228-nucleotide messenger RNA. RefSeq lists its product as uncharacterized. Gene Ontology annotation, cellular component: cytoplasm. Lineage: Eukaryota; Metazoa; Arthropoda; Malacostraca; Decapoda; Penaeidae. The record is from RefSeq and is a predicted model, not a curated record.